AUGUUACCCCCCAACCCAGGGCGCCUAAGCCGACUUGACCAGAUUAUGCCACCUACAUACAUCCUAUUUACGCUCAUAUUUCCCGUUGACGAUGUUACGGCCACAAUCAAUCAGCUAAAAGCCGGUACAUUGCUCCUGGAAUCAACUGUACCUUUCCUGUUAGGUCACGUUGGUUAUGGUGGACAGUCUGAGGAAGGAAAAGCAUGUCUCGAGAUACUGCCUUAUGUUGAAGGGGGCAAUCUGUCGAUUAUUACACACAUCCAAUACCUGGCCGCAUCGUACAGAGAUGUAUUUCCCACCAGCCACGCUGCAAACGGGGCAGUAGCCGAUCCGUCUCAUUUACCAUUGUCCUUUAAUCCGGUUCUGACGACACCAGCACCUAUUUUCCGUCUACAAAUUAAUGCUUUGAAAGAUGGUGUCAUUCUUGGGUUUGCCGUUAAUCAUGGUGUCAUUGACGGAACUGGGCUCGGCAUUCUAUUGCGGGAAUUUGGGGCUUGUUGUCGUUCGGCCAAAUCAGAUAACCCUAUCCCCUUGUCUGUUGGAAUACCCUCCGACGUGCAACUAACUACGCGGGCAUGGCUGGACGACUGCACAGCGCCUCCUAGAGAGCUGCAGAAGUACAAAGACGAAAAUGACGAAUUCAUCUGCAGCUCAGUGUCAUCCCAGCCUGUAGAGGGUCUAGGGUCUGUCGUGUCGGCGUCCAGAGGCUCGCUGUCGACACGCACGUUUGCCUUGGAGGGAAGGAUAGUCCAGGGCAUCAAGUCCAAUGUGAACAGGAUUAUCGGGGCACUCCCCAGUCUCCGAAACGCUUAUGCAGACGUUUCUUGGGUUUCAAGCAAUGAUAUUGUGGUGGCUCUGGCAUGGAUGAGUUUCAACAAUGCGCGACUGUUUGCGGGGGCUCAACCAUUGCAUGAUUGGAGUCAACCAGAUAAUAGCGCUCAGAAAUCAUCAGGUGGUAUCUCUUUCACAGUCAAUAUCCGAAAUCGGAUCGAGCCACCGCUCCCUUCCAGCUUCUUAGGCAAUGCUAUUCUCCCUGUCCGACAGCCGGUUCCUAACAAGUUACUGCUCCUUGGUGCUAGUGGUGACCAUGGCGAGUUCACUGAUGACCUAUGCCCAAACUCAGUCAUAUCAAUGAACAGCAAACGCGGAGAGUGCUAUAUAGGUCUCGCUUGUGCUGCACUCAGUGUCCGACAAAGGCUUAAUACCAUGGACAGCGACAAUGUAAGGCGUGUAUUGUCCUAUAUUAACGAACCCAUGUCUCCUAAGACAAUUGCAUAUAACUCAAUGGAUAUUUUGGUUACAAGCUGGCGGGAUAUGGGAACCUAUCAUGUUGAUUUUGGUGACCAUCUGGGCUACCCAAUGGAUAUGCGGGUGGCAGAUAUAGGGGUGGGAGGCAUGUUCGUUGUGUUGCCUAAAAGGAGAGCGCCAGAUGAGAAAUGGGAGGUCAAGGCUACAGCAGAACCAGACGUAAUUAAUCAUUUAUUUGAGGAUACACUUAGGGAGCUUGGCUCUAUAUGA
Molecule: messenger RNA, 1518 nt
Organism: Aspergillus puulaauensis
Lineage: Eukaryota; Fungi; Ascomycota; Eurotiomycetes; Eurotiales; Aspergillaceae
Exons: 1
Coding region: 1-1518 (505 amino acids)
Source: RefSeq, a predicted model, not a curated record